GACUCUCGGAAGCCGAGAAAGGUUGAAGAAGCGUUUCUGGAGGGAGGCGAGCGUCCCAGCAGCACAGGCGUCGGGCUGGAGCGGGCCCCGAGGGGCGGAGGUCCGGGAUGGGCCUGCUGAAGGGCCUCCUCCGAGCCCGCAAGCUGCUGCUCGCCCUCUUCGUGCCGCUGCUGCUGCUGCCUCUGCCCGUGCGCCACCCCAGCAGCGAGGCUGCGUGUGCUUAUGUGUUGAUCGUGACUGCUGUGUACUGGGUGUCCGAGGCGGUGCCUCUUGGAGCUGCAGCCCUGGUGCCUGCCUUCCUCUACCCGUUCUUCGGAGUCCUGCGAUCCAGCGAGGUGGCGGCCGAGUACUUCAAGAACACCACGCUGCUGCUGGUGGGUGUCAUCUGCGUGGCGGCGGCUGUGGAGAAGUGGAACCUGCACAAGCGCAUAGCUCUGCGCAUGGUCCUGAUGGCCGGAGCCAAGCCGGGCAUGCUCCUGCUCUGCUUCAUGUGCUGCACCACGCUGCUGUCCAUGUGGCUCUCCAACACGUCCACCACCGCCAUGGUCAUGCCCAUCGUGGAGGCCGUGCUGCAGGAGCUGGUCAGGGCCGAGGAGGAGCAGCUCGUGGCCGGCAGCUCCAGCGCCGAAGAGGCCGAGCCCAUCAAUCUCGAUGUAAACAACAGCCAACCUUCCCUGGAACUCAUCUUUGUCAAUGAAGAGACGUCGAAUGCAGACUUCAGUUCUCUGAUGCAGAACAAGAACCUGAAUGGCGUGCCCGCGAUCACCAACUCCGCCAGAACAGCAAACCACCAGGACAAGAAGCAGCACCCAUCUCAGGAAAAGCCACCAGUCCGGACCCCCAGCCCCAGGAACCAGGAACUCAAAAGAAAGUAUAAGUCCCAGCAUGACCAAAUGAUCUGCAAGUGCCUCUCUCUGAGCAUCUCUUACGCUGCCACCAUCGGGGGCCUGACCACCAUCAUUGGCACCUCCACCAGCCUCAUUUUCUUGGAACACUUCAAUAACCAGUAUCCAGCAGCAGAAGUGGUCAACUUCGGCACCUGGUUCCUCUUCAGCUUCCCCAUCUCCCUUAUCAUGCUGGUGGUCAGCUGGUUCUGGAUGCACUGGCUGUUCCUGGGCUGCAAUUUUAAAGAGACCUGCUCUCUCAGUAAGAAGAAGAAGACCAAAAGAGAAGAGUUAUCAGAGAAGAGGAUCCAAGAGGAAUAUGAAAAGCUGGGAGCCAUUACCUACCCGGAAAUGGUGACUGGAUUUUUCUUCAUCCUGAUGACGGUGCUGUGGUUUACCCGGGAGCCUGGCUUUGUUCCUGGUUGGGAUUCCUUCUUUGAAAAGAAGGGCUAUCGCACCGACGCCACAGUCUCUGUCUUCCUUGGCUUCCUCCUCUUCCUGAUUCCAGCGAAGAAGCCUUGCUUCGGGAAAAAGAACGAUGGGGAGGACCAGGAGCCCUCACUGGGGACGGAGCCCAUCAUCACAUGGAAGGACUUCCAGAAGACCAUGCCCUGGGAGAUUGUCAUUCUGGUGGGAGGAGGCUAUGCUCUGGCUUCUGGCAGCAAGAGCUCCGGCCUUUCCACGUGGAUCGGGCACCAGAUGUUGUCUCUGAGUAGCCUCCCACCGUGGGCUGUCACCCUGCUGGCGUGCAUCCUGGUGUCCAUUGUCACAGAGUUUGUGAGCAAUCCGGCCACCAUCACCAUCUUCCUGCCCAUCCUGUGCAGCCUGUCCGAAACGCUGCACAUCAAUCCGCUCUACACCCUGAUACCGGUCACCAUGUGCAUCUCCUUCGCAGUGAUGCUGCCAGUGGGCAACCCCCCUAACGCCAUCGUCUUCAGCUAUGGGCACUGCCAGAUUAAAGAUAUGGUGAAAGCUGGUCUGGGGGUCAAUGUCAUUGGCCUGGUGAUAGUGAUGGUGGCCAUCAAUACAUGGGGAAUUAGCCUCUUCCACCUGGACACUUUUCCCGCCUGGGCUAAGGUCAGUAACAUCACUGAUCAGGCCUAACACAAGUGGGCAAACGGCCCAACCAAAGGAGCUGCCAGCACCCGGCAGAAUCUGACCAACAGGCCAAGCAAACCACCAGGAGUGCAAAACCCCCAGCAGAAGAUUCCGCCAGCUACCACCUCGAGUGAAGUGCAGGGAGCCUCCAACAACCAAAUGCACGGGCUCAGAUGUUAGUGUCUUCUGCUCUGCCCUCCCUCCUUAGCACCACAGCUCAAGGAAACCUAAAACCGUUCUCACUUCCUUGUAUCUAGUCUCUCCAAUCAGCUCUUUCUGAAGACAGGAAGAGACAAAAGCCUGUCUUUGUUGCCCCUCAGAGGCUAAGCCUCACAAAAUGACUAGUCUCACUGGGUUUGAUGUUAUUCUUAAUUUCUCAAUCCCUUUUAGGAGUAGAAGGAGAAAUCCAAAUCAUCCUACCUAUGCACAGAGAGUGACACCAGUGACUUCUCCUCUUUGGGGGAAAAUCUCACCUAGAACUUGAGACCUAAUGUUGGCUCCUUUCUCUCAAGUGUUUCUAUCUUAAGUUCUCUCCACAAAAAGGCAGUUCUUAGUAAGUCCUCUUUGUGGCAAUCAGUACUCUUUUAUCACUACUCUGAUUACUUUUUAAGCGUCUCUCUUCUAUGGCAUCUCUAUACCUUGGCACCAAAUUCCUGUAAAGAAAUAGUGUCCCCUUCAGGAAGAGGCUGGUGCUGUUCUCUCUGUCAAAGGAAAAGGAAGUAGAGAAAGAAGACACAUUGAGAUUAGUGUCUCUCUCUUCACUCAUCACUAACCAUCAAUACCACCGUGCUGGUUAAGUGUCGGGAGGGAGAAAAAAUGUUCAUACUUGUCUUAUUAAGGAGGCCGAAACUGUGAUUAAGACCAUAGCACUAUUAAUGAUAUCUGACGGACUUUCUUCUGGAGGUCACGAGUAGUUCGUCCCUGAGAAGACAAGCACAGAAAGGUCCAAACACAUCAGUCACUUUCUACAAGUUAAUGAGCCUCUUGAGGGGAGGGAAGAUGUCUUAUGUCUCCUAACGUCCCCAACAACUUAUACAAUAUAGUAAACUGUACCUGCUCAAUAAAUGUUUCCU
Molecule: messenger RNA, 3055 nt
Organism: Physeter macrocephalus (sperm whale)
Lineage: Eukaryota; Metazoa; Chordata; Mammalia; Artiodactyla; Physeteridae
Gene: SLC13A4
Product: solute carrier family 13 member 4
Exons: 16
Coding region: 108-1988 (626 amino acids)
Biological process (GO): transmembrane transport
Cellular component (GO): membrane
Molecular function (GO): transmembrane transporter activity
Source: RefSeq, a predicted model, not a curated record